AUGCCUCUUCUCAGCUCCGAGGGCCCCCGCCCCAAAGUCCUGGUUCCUGAGAAGCUGUCUCCGGAUGGACUGGCGCUUCUCAGGGCAAGUACGGACGUCCAUGAGAAGAUGGGAUUAGCCCCUGAGGAGCUGUUGACAAUCAUAUCCGACUACGACGCCCUGGUUGUUCGGUCAGAGACCAAGGUGACCGACGAAGUGCUCCAAACUGCGAAGAAGCUGAAGGUUGUUGCGAGGGCUGGCGUAGGAGUGGACAAUGUUGAUGUUGAUACUGCAACGAAGCUUGGGAUUGUGGUCGUAAAUUCUCCGGCUGGGAAUGUGGGUGCUGCCGCAGAGCAUACGAUUGCAUUGAUGAUGGGGACGGCCCGGAAGAUUUCGCAUGCUUGCUCCAGCCUCAAAGGCGACAAGUGGGAGAGAAGCAAAUUUGUUGGCGUCGAAGUUAAAGGGAAGACCUUGGGUAUUAUUGGGUUGGGGAAAGUCGGUAUGAUCGUGGCCAGAUUGGCGAAAGGACUUGGAAUGAAUGUGAAUGCCAUGGACCCUUAUGCUUCUGAAGCGGUUGCGUCUUCGGCAUCUAUCACGUUGGUGUCCUCGCUCUCUGAGCUGUUGCCGACCGUCGACUUUCUCACUAUCCAUACUCCACUGAUUGCAUCAACAAAAGGUAUGAUAUCUACCGCGGAGCUUGCAAAUAUGAAACCAGGUGCUCGAAUACUCAACGUAGCGCGUGGAGGCACAAUCGAUGAGAUUGCGUUAUUGGACGCCCUUGAGUCUGGACAUAUCGCCGGUGCUGGCAUAGACGUUUUCACCUCAGAACCACCAAAGCCAGGUUCCAGUGCUUCUCGGCUCAUCGCACAUCCAAACGUAGUUGCUACUCCUCAUCUUGGUGCUUCGACUGUGGAGGCUCAAGAGAAUGUCUCCAUUGACGUUUGCGAACAGGUCCUUCAAAUCCUCGGAGGAGCCCUACCUCGCAGUGCUGUCAACGCUCCGUUGAUUCUUCCAGAGGAGUAUAAGAAACUGCAACCGUUCGUUCGUCUAGUGGAGAAAAUGGGCAGUUUAUAUACCCAGCAUUACAGUUCAUCUACCUCCUUUGACGCUAACCGGAGUACAUUUGACCUGAUUUAUGAAGGUGAUAUUGCUGGAAUCAACAACACGAAACCACUGUUUGCUGCCUUUAUCAAAGGGCUUAUGGCUACUAUCAGCAGCACUAAUGUGAGCAUUGUUAAUGCUGAACUGGUUGCGCGGGAACGUGGUAUUGUCGUGAAUGAACAGCGUUCCCGCGACCCUUCCACUCAUUCAUAUUCCUCCCUCGUCACUCUUGUUGCCAGACCACCUUCUCGAGCUCCAUCCAGAGCACCCGGUGUUGCUGAAACCCAGAGACCUUUACAAAAUCCGCAUCAGCAAAUCAUCUCCGGCACUUGUUCCGGAUCUCAAAUCAUCAUAUCCCGCCUUGGUCGUUUUGCUACAUCCUUCGUUCCUGAGGGCAGACUUCUUAUCUGUCACAAUUACGACUCACCAGGAAAAAUUGGAGUGGUGGGAAGUAUCCUGGGCAAAGAAGACGUCAACAUUAAUUUCAUGAGUGUCGCUCCCAUUUCGAAACAACUCCUCGAAGAGAAUGCAGCCAAGGGACAAAAUGGUGGCAAUGGGAAUGGAAUUCAUACAGAGGCUCUCAUGCUCCUUGGUGUUGACGGGCCCGUUAGCCAGGAUGUCGUCACGGCCUUGGUUGACUCCGGCGGUGUCUUGAGUGCGAGCUUAGUUUCGCUUUAA
This is a messenger RNA of Coccidioides immitis RS, 1758 nucleotides long. Its product is annotated as phosphoglycerate dehydrogenase. NCBI's taxonomy places the organism in Eukaryota, Fungi, Ascomycota, Eurotiomycetes, Onygenales, Onygenaceae. The transcript has 3 exons. The record is from RefSeq and is a predicted model, not a curated record. Gene Ontology annotation, biological process: L-serine biosynthetic process. Gene Ontology annotation, molecular function: NAD binding; phosphoglycerate dehydrogenase activity. Bases 1 to 1758 code for a protein of 585 amino acids.